Xiphias gladius (swordfish) is the source of this 2760-nucleotide messenger RNA. It is a transcript of the gene cbx6a, whose product is annotated as chromobox homolog 6a. The record is from RefSeq and is a predicted model, not a curated record. The transcript is spliced from 6 exons. The coding region runs from base 74 to 1591 and encodes 505 amino acids. Lineage: Eukaryota; Metazoa; Chordata; Actinopteri; Istiophoriformes; Xiphiidae.
GUCUGCCGACUCUCAGUUUGCUCAGCACUCGUCUGGAGAGAGGCGAACAGGUAGCUUAGCUCGGGCAUGAAAGAUGGAGCUCUCGGCGGCGGGGGAUCGCAUUUUCGCCGCGGAAGCCAUACUGAAACGCCGCGUUCGUAAGGGAAGAAUUGAAUACCUGGUAAAAUGGAAAGGAUGGGCAAUGAAACACAGCACUUGGGAGCCAGAGGAGAAUAUUCUGGAUGACAGGCUGAUACUGGGCUUUGAGCAAAAGGAACGGGAAAGGGAAUUGCAUGGGCCGAAGAAGCGGGGACCAAAACCCAAAAACUUUGUCAUGAAGGCACGUGCUCAGAAAAGAGAGACCGGCAGCCAAGCCUCCAGUGCCCGCAAGAAUACAUCGCGUUCCUCUAUGUCCACUUCAAGCCGAGCAGCUCCCUCCUCUUUUGCCUCACCUCAUCAUUUACCAUCUUCGUCCUCUUCCUCAACUGUAGCACCCUCUCCUAAACUCAACUCACUCGCAGCCACCCACAAGCUGAAGAAGGACAUUCACCGUUGCCACCGGAUGUCCAGGCGUCCUCUGCCUCGCUCAGACCCAAUGGCGCCUACUUUCUCCAACCCUGGUGGCUUCCCCUCCCGCAUGCAUGUGUCCCCCUUCUCCGAGACCGUCCGCAUCGUCAACCGCAGAGUCAAACCCCGGGAGGUCAAGAGAGGAAGGAUCAUCCUCAACCUGAAGGUCAUUGACAAGCCAGGUAGGGGUGGCACAGGUGCAGGCAGUAGGAAUAUUACAACAGGACGCCAAAACAUCCCUUCCCGCAAUCGCAUCAUCGGGAAAAAGGGAGAGGCCCCCUAUAGACCUUUCCAGCCUCCCCUGAAGAUGCUGGGGUUCCCGAUGUACGGGAAGCCCUUUGGGCUGCAGUGUGGAGGCCCGUUCCACUCCCACCCAGGUUCAUGCUCCAGCACAGGGGCCAAGGACAGCCACACCACCUCCUCUCAGUACCAGUCACCUCCUUCUCCUUCCAGCUCCAGCAGCUCUGAAGGAAAAUCUCCCACUGCAUCAGCUGCACAACCCCAGCCCGCCACUGGAACCUCACCUUCCAGUGAGGGUCUCAAGCCCACUAAACCUCAGAUAGAGACCCAGAGGGGCCAGAGCGCCAAGCACUCUGCUCCUGCCCCAUCCUCAGAUGCAAACCCGGUGGCGUCAGCGUAUCCCUUCCUCCCUUCCUCACCCUCUUCCUCCAUGGAAGACGAGGAGGAGGAGGGUGCCCUGGACCGCUCAGUGCCCUCAGAGGGAGGCAGGAAAAAUCCUCGCCAACGCCAGGCUAAACGCCAGCUGCCCACCGCUCUCCCCUCUGUUGCCCCCGGGGACCAGAGCUCUGCCCCGACCGAACCAAAAAGGGUGCCUGCUGAGGGAGACCCUGACUGGCACCCUCAAAUGGCCCCCAGCUGCAAGGAUGUGGUGGUCACUGAUGUCACCACCAACCUCGUCACGGUCACCAUAAAAGAGUUCCCCUCUCCUGCAUCCUGCCCUGCCUCCCCCUCCGCUAGCCCCGAAAAUGCCUCUUCCCCUCCCCCUGCCACCAACUCCGACGACCCCUCCCCAGCCAAGCCAUAGGAGAUCAGAUGUUAUGAAGCUGAUUGCCAUUGAUGAUAGAAGAAUAUCAUGCCAGUGUUGCCACUUCAGCCCCCUCCUACCUUUUACUUAAAGUUGCGAGCGCAGCGUUCUCCAAGUCUCCAUUAAACGCUGACGAGGAAGAUGUCGCCUCCUCUCCUGUCAUGUACUGAAUGGUUCUAGUUGUUGUCAAUACAGUUUCAAUACUCUCAUAGGUUACACGUGGAAGAAUUUAUUCCAAAAUGACACAUCCAUUAUAUGAAGAAGAAGUGACAGUCACUAUUAUUAAGUGGUCGAUAGUUCAAAUUUAAAUUAAGAUACUUAAUUUAAGUACAUAACUUAAAUCCUGAUUAGACAAAGUGGGAAAGGAAUGAGUCCUCUAUAUUUUCCACAAACAUGAUGAACUAAAGGAUUAUUUUUCUUCUCCAAAUGGAUAUAACGUGAUUUUGGAAUAGAUUUUUUUCAUCUACUAUAUAUUUAAUAUCUUUAAGUGGUGGAUAGAAGUGACUUGCAGUUGGUAGAUGUGUAAGGUAUUAGGCUGCUAGGCAACCUUUCCAACUGUUGAUAGCAAUGUUUUUCUUCUUUUUCUUUCUCAUGGGGUAGCACAACUCAACUUAGUGGCCUAUCUUUCAACCAAAUAGGGCUCUUGAUUUUAUUAUUGGAUUUUUUUUUUUUUUUAAAGCUUUUUUUCCCUUUUGAAUAAUUUUACAUUUAUAUGUGAUGUAAUUUUGAGUGCUAGAUUUAUUUGGCACUAAUUGGAAAAAAAAAGGAAGGAUACUUGUUUAAAUGUAUUGAUAAAGAUGCGAAAUGAAUUGAAAAUUGUGCUUUUUAAGCUGUUUUUUCCUUUGUACUGUACUUUUAAUAGUUUUUUGAAAUAUGCAUAAUAAUGUUAAUGUGAUGCUGUUUAUUUGAAUGCCAUUUUUUAAUAGUCCAAUAUGGGUUUGAUCAGAAGGCAAACUCUGAUUUUAAUGUGUCAAGACUGCAGUUUUGUCUGGUUUUAUGCUAAUUUGAAUUAUGUACAUUGUAUUGAUGGUAAUGAUGAAGAGGUGGAGGAUAAUGAUGACAUUGUAAUGUAUCUGAACUUCUGAAGCAUGUUUUGCAAACCCUUAUUGUACAGAUUAUGUAUUCAGUGUCAUGUUAACUGUUACUGUUGUUGCUUUGUGUGUUUCUUG